This is a messenger RNA of Symbiodinium pilosum, 2574 nucleotides long. The record is from the annotation of a GenBank genome assembly. NCBI's taxonomy places the organism in Eukaryota, Dinophyceae, Suessiales, Symbiodiniaceae.
AUGCAGGUGAGCCAUCAGGGCCUGCUCCGGGCGGAGGCCCCUGCGGAGUUGACCUUGGCGGCAGGUAGCUCCCUGGCAACGUUGGCGAAUGGCCCGCGGGGCAGUUGGAAGCCACUUCGAAAACUGGGUGAGCAGGUGGUCAAAGCGGGUCAUCGGGUGGUCCAGGUGGUCAAAGAUCAUAUCACCCUACCCUUCCCGACUGACUGUCCGAGAGGACGCUUGGACUUGCACGGCAAGUAUGUUCACUGGGGGGAUGGCACAGUGGCCCGGUCGAAGAGGAAUUUUCGAUGUGUGGUCCGUGGCCACGGUGCAACCGUCAAGGUAAUGUCUGGGUCAGAGCUGUGGUUCAAAGACGUGAUCUUCGAGGGUGACAUCAGCUUUUCUCGCUCUCGGGUGUCGAAGGCUUUAACGGAUAGAGCUCUGGUGCACGCAGAACAUAUGUACAUUAAGGACAGUCUGGCUUCUGUCAAGUUUGAAGAAUGCCAUGGGACUGGCCUGAGAACCAAUCAUUUGGAACAGUCAGAUGGACAUCUUAGCUUCUUGCAUUGUGGCGGGGGGAGCUGGUCCGCGCUGGAAUCUGCCGACCUGAUCCAGACCGGAGGUGUCAUGAAGUUCCAACAGUGUAGGUGCAGCUGUGAUGGUGGAGGUGCACAUGUGUCUAGCAGCAUGAAGCAAACCGGAGGAAAGAUGGAAUUUGCUGAGUGCAGUGCAUGGUCUGGUGGUGGCCUGUACAGCCACCAUCUGUAUAGCGAGAAUGGGGUACUAGCAUUCAGGAAUUGCACGGCCGAGUACACGGGCGGCUGCCUGGCUGCCUUUGGCAGCCUGAGCUUGAUGCGAACGCAGACCGAGACGUCUGGCAAUGUGCUUUUCCAGAACUGCUCCAGCAUGUUCGAUGGUGGAGCGAUCUCGGCGCAGGAUAUGCAGCAAGUGCAGAUCCGCGGAGCAGUGCAUUUCCACCGACAGAUGUGUCAAGAUGGAUAUGCUUCAGCCGGCUGUGCGGAGUGUGCUGCGGGUUAUGGCAUGUCGGAUGCCAGCGUCCUGCUCUGCGUGAAGUGCGCGGAGUCUCCUUGGGUCACAGCUCUCCAGGUGUGUUUCUGGCUGGGGAAGAACGUGCUGAUCUUCGGGCUUGCUGCCAAGAGCGUGCUGGGUGCUUCCCAGGAGGCCAAGUCCAGCAGCAUUUUCCUAAAUCAGUUGCUGAGCUUUGCCACCGUGGCAGGCACCAUAGUGUCAGCCAUGUUGCAGACACCGGCCGGCGAAGACUUGCGCAAUGGAGUCACCGGCGUACUGCUGCAGGCUGUGGGCAUAGUCAUGGACGUUGGCUCCGGCCAGUCGGCAAGCACAGUACAAUCCACGCAAUGUUUGCUUGAGUAUUUUGGCCUGCAGCCGGGCCUCUGGAAAGGCCAGGUGGCUUUUGCAGCCAUGGCAGCAACACUCACAACCGCCUUGGGGGUGGCCAAGGGCUGGCAUGUGGCGAUUCUUGUUGGUAUCAAUUGCUUUUUCCCUUCCUUUCUGGGUCACUUCGGACGUCAACUGGUGUGCUUCCGUCUCGGAGAGCGUGAGGACCUGUACUGCCCACAUGCGCCAGGCAUGGGCUUCGCCUGGGUCGUUGCCGCCAUGACGCUCUCCACGGCUGUGAUCUUGGCGGCCUGGUGGAGGCUCUACAACCACAGCGAGCACAGCAAGAGCGGCGAGAGCGGCGAGAGCGGCGAGAGCGGCGAGAGCGUGGAGCCGCUCCCGGUGCAUGUGGUCUUCCUGACGGCACCCUAUCACAAGGCCUUUGCGGCCUGGGAAACUGAGAGGCUGCUCAGGAAGAGCACCUUCACGCUGCUCGCCGCCGUGCUCCCCGUCACCGCCUCCCCGGCGCUGCAGAUGUCAUCCCUGGGCCUGGUGCUCUUGGCAUCCCUGAUUUUGUACAUGUUCUUGUUGCCCUACGAGACCGAGAGGUGGAAUUACGUGGAGGUGGCGUUGCUCACGGUCUCUCUGAUGAUGACCUUUGCCGCAGUGGCUCUGCUGACCGGCGACCUCCAUUGGGGGCACAGUUACCCGGUCCAUGUGACAACCACUGUAUUGGUGACCAUCAUGGCGGCUAUUAUUUGUGGUGUGCUGGCCUCCCUCACGUUCUACUACAUGAUGCUGGAACAAGUUGCUGACUCACAAAAGCCCCGCUUGGAGCACCGCAGUUCAAGGCGCCCUCCGCCACCGAGGAGGCCUAGCACUAGAGCUUCGUCCGGAAUCCAACUGCCUUCCACUUCCAUGCAUCCCAGCCAAGCAUUUCACACGCCGCGCGGUGUCUACCCAGACAGGCCUCCGGGGAUCCACUCGGCGCAGGUAGGCCGUCUGCCAACCGCUGAUCCCACAGCGCCACCCACACCGCCCGGAAUAAUACCUCCACUUGGCUAUCCAGACAGGCCUCCGGGAAUUCACCUGCCGGUGGCGCAGGCAGACCGGCUGCCAACUUCUGGUCCCGCACCAACACCGCCCGGAGUGCCGCCACUGGGUGUCUACCCACAAAGGCCGCCGGGGAUUCACGCGACGCAGGCAGACCAACUGCCAACUCCUGAUCCUGGAGGUUGA